CGGGGAAACGGAGCACCUUCACUUUCGGAACCAGAGAGCUGGCGGAAGGAGCGGUUCCCUUCGGAGGCGGAGACACCGGAAGAGGACGGAGGAGCCCGGCGGGGGAGGGAAGGAAGGAAGCGCCGCCCGAGAGGAGGAGGAGAGAGGGCCCCGCGGAGCAGCCCCGGGAGACGGCGGGGAAAGGCCGGGGGGCUCCGGAACUGCAGGAGGGAUGAGCCCAGCGGGAGCCCGGGAAAGGCGGCUGCCUGGAGGGGGAUGCGGGGAGGAGGAAACGGGGGGAGACGCCGAGACGGGCCUGGAGGGUGGAGGGUCCUUCGGAAGACCCCGGAAUCCCCAAAGGAUCCAGGAGGAAGAAGAGAGAUAUCAGUGCCCGGAAUGUGAAAAAUUCUUCAAGAGAAAUCAGUGUCUUCGAAAGCAUCUAAAGGUCCAUUCAGGAGAAAAACCUCAUAAAUGUUUGGAGUGUGGAAAGAGUUUCAGUCAGAGGAGCAACCUUUAUGCACAUCAAAGGAUCCACACAGGAGAAAAACCUCAUAAAUGUCUGGAGUGUGGAAAGAGCUUCAAUCAGAGGAGCAACCUUUAUGCACAUCAAAAGAUCCACACAGGAGAAAAACCUCAUAAAUGUCUGUUGUGUGGAAAGCGCUUCAGUCGGAGGAGCAACCUUUAUGCACAUCAAAGUAUCCAUUCAGGAGAAAAACCUCAUAAAUGUCUGCAGUGUGGAAAGAGCUUCAGUCAGAGUGGCAGCCUUUAUAGACAUCAAAGGAUCCAUACAGGAGAAAAACCUCAUGAAUGUCUGGAGUGUGGAAAGAGCUUCAGUCAGAGUAGCAGCCUUUAUGCACACCAAAGGAUCCACACAGGAGAAAAACCUCAUAAAUGUCUGGAGUGUAGAAAGAGCUUCAGUCAGAGUAGCAGCCUUUAUGUACACCAAAGGAUCCACACAGGAGAAAAACCUCAUAAAUGUCUGGAGUGUGGAAAGAGCUUCAGUCAGAGUAGCAGCCUUUAUGCACAUCAAAGGAUCCACACAGGAGAAAAACCUCAUAAAUGUCUGGAGUGUGGAAAGAGCUUCAGUGAGAGGAACAGCCUUUAUGCACAUCAAAGGAUCCACACAGGAGAAAAAUCUCAUAAAUGUCUGGAGUGUGGAAAGAGCUUCAUUGAGAGGGGCCACCUUUAUAAACAUCAGAGGAUCCACACAGGAGAAAAACCUCAUAAAUGUCUGGAGUGUGGAAAGAGCUUCAGUCAGAGGAGCAACCUUUAUGCACAUCAGAGGAUCCACACAGAAGAAAAACCUAAUAAAUGUCUGGAGUGUGGAAAGAGCUUCAGUCGGAGGAGCCACCUUUAUGUACACCAAAGGAUCCACACAGGAGAAAAACCUCAUAAAUGUCUGGAGUGUGGAAAGAGCUUCAGUCAAAGGGGCCACCUUUAUAAACAUCAGAGGAUCCACACAGGAGAAAAACCUCAUAAAUGUCUGGAGUGUGGAAAGAACUUCAGUCAGAGGAGCAACCUUUAUGCACAUCAGAGGAUCCACACAGGAGAAAAACCUAAUAAAUGUCUGGAGUGUGGAAAGAGCUUCAGUCAGAGGAGCCACCUUUAUGCACACCAAAGGAUCCACACAGGA
Messenger RNA from Thamnophis elegans (Western terrestrial garter snake), 1612 nucleotides. RefSeq names its product zinc finger protein 665-like. Gene Ontology annotation, molecular function: RNA polymerase II cis-regulatory region sequence-specific DNA binding; DNA-binding transcription factor activity. The record is from RefSeq and is a predicted model, not a curated record. Lineage: Eukaryota; Metazoa; Chordata; Lepidosauria; Squamata; Natricidae. Gene Ontology annotation, biological process: regulation of transcription by RNA polymerase II. The annotation marks the transcript as partial. The transcript has 2 exons.